UGCGUCACACUAGCAGCUCUCGUGCUGGACAAUAUGGACCGGAGCAUCGAUCCCUGCGAGGACUUCUACAACUUCUCCUGCGGCGGAUGGGAGGCCACUAAUAUCGUUCCUGAAGGCUAUGGUACCUACUCCAAAUUUAGUCAACUCUCAGACCUCAACUCCAUCCUACUUCAUAAGGUGUUGAGUUUGGAGGGAGAUGAGGACGUGGAGGCAGUGCAGAAGAUGAAGACUCUCUACCAGUCCUGUCUGGACACUGACACCAUCGAUUCUCUGGGAGCAGAGCCUCUCAUUUACCUCAUUCAGGCCACUGGUGGAUGGGACCUGGUGGGGAUACCCCCAUCGUCAGACCUGGAUAUUGAGGCCUACAGUUCAUGGAGUAUCAACAGCAGUGAGUUCAUCUUGGAGAAGCUGGUGGGGAGUCGCGCAUUCUUCAGUCUGAGUGUCGAUGUUGACGAUAAGAACUCGUCUGUCAGCGUAUUGACGCUCUCUCAGGAAGGGCUGAGUCUACCCAGCAGUCAGAGCUACUCUGACAACAGAACUGCCGAACAGAGUAAAGAGGCUCUUCGAACUUUCAUCACAUCAGUACUCCUCCUAAUCAAUUCUUCAGUUGAUGAAGCUGAGUACCAACAGGCAGCAGGUGAAAUUGUCCAGUUUGAGACCAGUCUAGCAGAGGUGUUUGUUAGUAAAACCGAUAUGAGGGAUCCCGAGAAGGUGUACAACAAGAUGACUCUAGAAGACCUGUCUUCCCUCUGGCCUGACUUGGACUGGGAGGCGUUUGUGACGGUGAUAGUUGAGAACACCACCAACAUUACUGUUAAUGCCAGUGAACCGAUUAUCGUACGGACACCGACCUACUUUCACCAACCUCACCGACGUCUUUGCUGCAGCCAAUGAGAGUACUUUAGAGAGCUAUGCCAAGUGGCAGCUGAUCGGUCGCUACCUCCCGCGACUCGACUCUGAUUUCCUCUCACUGGUGGAUACAUUCAACGAGGCCACCACCGGCCAAGGCUCGCGACAGCGCUACCAGACCUGCAUCUCUGUAACACAGAACAUCAUGCCCUUGGCCCUCGCACGGCCGUAUACCGACUACCUCCUACCGAAUGGAACCAAGGAGAAUGUAACUGAGAUGAUAGAAGAGGUGAAGGAGGCUUUCAAGUCCAGACUCGAGGACAAGGACUGGCUGGAUGACACCACGAAGGAGAGGUGUGCAGAGAAAGUCGACGCCAUGACAGAAAUGGUGGCCUACCCCGACCAAAUUAGCAAUGACACAUACCUUGAUGAACUCUAUGCCUUGUUCAAUAUGACGGAAGAUGGCUACUUUGAAAACUACCUGCAGUACAUUAUCAUCUCUAAUGUUGAGAACUUUGCCAGCCUACGUACCCCAGUCGACAAAUCAGUGUGGCUGAAUGCUCCAACUGCAGUAAAUGCCUACUACAGCCCUCAGUUCAAUCAAUUUGUGUUCUUGGAAGGCAUUCUGAACUCGCCGUUCUUCCACGCUGGCUGGCCAGAAUAUUUCCUGUAUGGUGCUCUGGGAGUUAUUAUUGGUCACGAACUGACACAUGGAUUCGAUGACGAAGGUCAGCAGUAUGAUAAGGAUGGUAUCCUGCAUCAGUGGUGGACCAAUAGCUCAGUGGAGGCCUUCAGAGAGAGACAGACCUGCUUCGAAGAACAGUACUCCCAGUAUGAGAUGUUUGGAUACAACGUGAGUGGUAAUCUUACACUGGGGGAAAACAUAGCUGACAACGGAGGUCUCCAUACCAGCUACCAGGCAUUUCAGAAACUCAUGAACACCACAGAGCAACCGAUGCUCCCUGCUCUCCAGUACACACCUGAGCAGCUCUACUUCAUAGGCUAUGCCCAGUCGUGGUGUUCCCUCUAUACUGAGGAGUACAUUGCCAGUGUUACAAAGACAGACGAACACAGUCCUGGACCUUUCAGGGUGAUUGGUGCUAUAGUAAACAGUAAAGAAUUCCCAGAGGCCUUCCAGUGUAAGGAGGGCUCUGCUAUGAACCCAGAGGACAAAUGUGAACUGUGGUAGAGUCCUCUCUAUACACACAGUAUUUUCAUGCAUGUAUCUUCCGUAAUGCAGGUUUGUAAUUCUUUGAAUCCCACAUGCUGAUUGAGUAAGCUUUGUAUGUAUCAUAAAACAUUGAUCACAUUAUUUUUUGCCCCAC
Geodia barretti is the source of this 2174-nucleotide messenger RNA. The record is from the annotation of a GenBank genome assembly. Lineage: Eukaryota; Metazoa; Porifera; Demospongiae; Tetractinellida; Geodiidae.